AUGGGGGUGAGUCAAAACUAUGUUUGGGCCAUCACCAUCGGCGCCCUGCAAAAGCCGUAUUGCCACAGCGUGAUACUGACGGGUGGCGGCUGCUCCUGCUGGACCAAAUUCGGUGGGGAGAACUACCCCACGAAGUUGCCGAGAGUCUGCCGAGACUACGAGCAGGGACUGCAUUUCGAAGGGAUCCUGCGUCGGACCUUGAACGAGAAUAUUAGGGCGGACGCGGAUCCGCCGUGGUAUGUGUGUCCGGGCACGUUUUCCGCUCAUCUCAGCCGGUACGACUACCGCGCAAAGCAUGGCGUCGACUGCCACUCCGAUUUGAGCGCCCGCUAUGCGGAGUGCGAUCCGAUUACCAGUAUAUCCUGGGGGAUAAGGUCACUGCUUGGUGUUCGUCCCAACCCCAAGCUUACACCCAAGAAGUCUGCCGCGAGGUCCAACGAGAACGCGCCGGGCGCGUUCUUCUAUCAGCAGCGACCUGGGGACAUCACGAUAAUGACGGGGCGAUGA
Effrenium voratum is the source of this 507-nucleotide messenger RNA. The record is from the annotation of a GenBank genome assembly. Lineage: Eukaryota; Dinophyceae; Suessiales; Symbiodiniaceae.